AUGGGUCCAUCGGAGUCUGCUAUGUCGACGUUGCCCGAUGGUUGUCAUGGUGUUGUGGGCCUGGUGGACCAUGCACUCUCACGGCAUCUCCCAGUUGAUUUUCAGCUAGACCCGGGCUUUAACAAUGAGGUAAAAAUGCUCUAUUGGGUGGAUUUGGAUGAGGUAGUGAGAGGUAUACUAAACACGGAGAAGAUUUUCAUUGGUGGAGACAAUAAUGGUCAAAUGAGGGAAGAUUAUACUGAUUUUGAUGAUGUUCGUGGAGGCUUUUGUUUUGGGGUAUGGAAUGGAGGUGGAGCAUUGCUUCUUGAUUUGUCUAAGGAUUUUGAGUUGGUUAUUGCUAACUCAUACUUUCCGAAAUGGCAGAACCACAUGGAAACCUUUCGUAGCACGAUAGCUAUGACUUAG
This is a messenger RNA of Solanum stenotomum, 405 nucleotides long. RefSeq lists its product as uncharacterized. Gene Ontology annotation, biological process: chromatin remodeling. Gene Ontology annotation, cellular component: nucleus. Bases 1 to 405 code for a protein of 134 amino acids. The record is from RefSeq and is a predicted model, not a curated record. The transcript has 2 exons. NCBI's taxonomy places the organism in Eukaryota, Viridiplantae, Streptophyta, Magnoliopsida, Solanales, Solanaceae.